AAAAAAAAAAAAAGAUGCGAUUUGAAAGUGGUGCGGAGGAUUCGGGAAGAAAGCUGCUGACAAGGUUGUUGUUAUCGACCCACCCACAACACAAAGUAUUUACGCAAGCCGUCACCAAGUCUCUGUUGCUUGUAAAGGAUAGAUUCAUCACUAAUACCUAUUCCUAGAUCCUAAUCUAUCAACUUUAGCUAAUCCUAGAAGAGAAAAACAAAACCACACAGGUAGUUUCGAUUUCCAAAUCAAGCCAUGGAGUCUUGGAUUUUUCCUGCAAUUCUUCGAUUACGAGCGUCUGCCAAUUCCUUUUUGUCACAAUUCGAACCUCUGGCGAUCGUUCUUGCCCCUCUCCUAUCUUUCCUCGUCGCACGAUUUCUUCAAACCUAUAUUCAAGCAGUUCAAGACAAGGGAUUUAAAGCUACGCUGAUUGGUUUCUUUAUGACAUGGCUCAAGUUGGUGCCUGGUGUGAAGAAAUAUAUUGAUGCCGAGAAACACAAGGUUGUUGACAAAUUACAAUCUUCCAGUAAAUCUAAAAGGGAUGGUUGGAGAAGUGACCUGCCAAGGACAGGAUUAGGAGCUGGGGUUUUAGAGCAAAUGAAAGAAGAGAAACAAAAGGAUGCAGCUUGGCAAGGCAAAUGUUCUGGUACAGUAUAUAUUGGAGGAAAUGAAUCUGAAGGUCACUUUUCAUUGAUAAAUGAGGCAUGUUCAAUGUUUGCACAUACCAACCCACUACACCUAGAUGUAUUCCAGAGUGUUGUGCGAUUUGAGGUAGAAGUUGUUUCCAUGACGGCUGCUCUCUUUGGAAGUAAAGAAAAGACAUCUGGAGGACAAAUAUGCGGCAACAUGACCUCAGGAGGAACAGAGAGUAUAUUGUUAGCUGUGAAAUCAUCACGUGACUACAUGAAAGCGAAGAAGAACAUCACAUGUCCAGAAAUGAUAAUCCCUGAAUCUGCACACUCGGCGUAUGAUAAGGCUGCUCAAUAUUUCAAAAUCAAGUUGUGGCGUGUUCCUGUGAAUAAGGAAUUUCAAGCAGAUGUAAAAGCUAUCAAGAAAUAUAUCAAUAAAAACACCAUAAUGAUUGUUGGAUCUGCACCUGGUUUUCCACAUGGAAUCAUUGACCCAAUCGAGGAGCUGGGUGAAUUGGCAUUCAGUUAUGGGAUCUGUCUGCAUGUAGACCUUUGUCUUGGUGGUUUUGUGCUACCUUUUGCACGUAAACUCGGGUACCCGGUUCCACCAUUUGAUUUUUCUGUCCAAGGAGUAACCUCUAUAUCAGCGGAUGUGCAUAAGUAUGGGUUGGCGCCCAAAGGGACAAGUAUAGUUUUAUAUAGAAACCAUGAUAUUCGGAAGCAUCAAUUUGUUGCUGUUACAGAGUGGUCUGGUGGUCUGUAUGUGUCUCCGACAAUUGCUGGUAGCCGACCUGGAAGUUUGAUUGCAGGGGCUUGGGCAGCCAUGCUUUCAUUAGGGCAAGAAGGUUACCUGGAGCAUACAAGAGAGAUUAUGGAAGCAUCAAAGAGGCUACAAAAAGGAGUAAAAGAGAUCCCAGAGUUGUUUAUCAUCGGAAGGCCAGAUAUGACGAUUGUGGCUUUUGGUUCUAAUGUGAUUGACAUAUUUGAAGUGAAUGACAUUCUGUCCUCUAAAGGCUGGCAUUUAAAUCCGUUGCAGAGACCCAACAGCAUUCAUAUAUGUGUGACCCUUCAACAUGUAGCUAUUGUUGACAAUUUCCUGAAAGAUAUAAAGGAUUCUGUGAAAACUGUGAAAGAAAGGCCUGGGCCAGUAAGCGGAGGACUUGCACCGAUAUAUGGUGCAGCUGGGAAGAUCCCAGAUAGAGGAAUGGUGAACGAAUUACUGGUAGACUUCAUGGAUAAUGCUUGUUGAUGAUGCGAUUAUAUUUGUUGUGUGACAUCAUUCUUUGUCAAAGAAAACUGUGUUAAGAUCAAUGUGUAAAAUUGUUUGAAAUAGAAUCAUCUUUAUCUGAUGGUGAAUGCAUGUUUUGCCUGUGGGAAGAUGAAGAAUACCCAAACUCAUUUUCAGUAAAUUUAAUUGGUUGAUCAAGUAUUGUACUAUAAA
Cynara cardunculus var. scolymus (artichoke) is the source of this 2061-nucleotide messenger RNA. RefSeq names its product sphingosine-1-phosphate lyase. Gene Ontology annotation, biological process: sphingolipid catabolic process; carboxylic acid metabolic process. The transcript has 15 exons. The record is from RefSeq and is a predicted model, not a curated record. Gene Ontology annotation, molecular function: sphinganine-1-phosphate aldolase activity; pyridoxal phosphate binding. Gene Ontology annotation, cellular component: endoplasmic reticulum. Lineage: Eukaryota; Viridiplantae; Streptophyta; Magnoliopsida; Asterales; Asteraceae. Bases 247 to 1869 code for a protein of 540 amino acids.